This is a messenger RNA of Owenia fusiformis, 2594 nucleotides long. Lineage: Eukaryota; Metazoa; Annelida; Polychaeta; Sabellida; Oweniidae. The record is from the annotation of a GenBank genome assembly.
CAUCGAAAGCUUAUGCGCUUUUGAAAAGGAUAAUUGACAUUAUUGAUUAAAUUUGCAACGGAACGAUUAGAACAAAUACGGUUAUGGUGACAUCUCGAGGACGAUUAUUUGGCUCAGAUAGUAAGCGCAAUCCUACAGACGGAUCAUUAGUGUGGAAGAGCUUAUCGAUAAAUGAUACAAAAUGUGACAAUGGCGUACCUAAAAGAGAAAAAUUGACUGGGAAAAAAGACAGUGACUAAGUGACUCCCUGGAACAAAUACAAGCGACUACUGCUCAAAUCAAGGUUGAAUUAUCUUCUAGCCUGUACCUUGCAGGGACGAUAACAUUUAGAUGUAUUGUUAAAGGAUACUAAAUGAAUAAAGGAAGAAUACUCGACAAUGCGGCUAGCUGAAGAUUAUCGGCAUUUGCUCGAUUGACAUCGACAGUCAAACCUGCGAAGAUUUCAAGGUGGACGGACUUAGAAUAAAGUGUAUACUCAUCUCGCUAUCUACUAUAUAUAAAAACGGAUUAAGUCAAUGCGGACGACUGAUUUGUGAUGCGAUUCACAGUUAAAUGGAUCGUGAUUAUCUGAAUAUGAAUGGUGCGCUUAUAGACACUAUGGAUCUCCCAGCGUCCAAACGCACGAAUGUAUCAUCUCUACAGGGGAAUAUGACAGGAGGAAAUGAAACGCUCGUCCCAGUGUGGCCUUAUCCAUGGAUUUAUCCAGCCGAUAUAAGAUUACCACAAGUGGUGCUUAUAUCCGUGUUUGUGACAGCUCUAAUGGUCGGUAUAGUAUUUGGAAAUACUUUAGUCAUCAUCGCUAUUAUGACAGAUAGGAAUCUAAAAACAAUACAGAACUCUUUCAUUGCGUCAUUGGCCGUGGCGGAUUUGUUGGUGGGUUGUAUGAUUAUGCCGUUUUCUCUUGCGAAUGAAAUGAUGGGAUAUUGGUACUUCGGGGAGUAUUGGUGUGAAUUAUGGCUCGCCAUCGAUGUCCUCCUGUGUACGGCUUCAAUUUUAAACCUUUGUGUCAUUAGUUUGGAUCGCUACUGGUCCAUUACUAAAGCUAUCCAAUAUUUGAAACAAAGAACUGCAAAGCGGGCCGCCAUGAUGAUUGCCUUCGUCUGGGUGUUGUCAUUUAUAAUCUCAGUGCCACCUAUUAUCGGUUGGAAAAAACCACAGGGGAAAAUCGAAUACUGGGGCUUCCCAACGUGUGAGCUAACCGACGAUAUAGGAUACGUUGUUUAUUCAAACGUCGGCUCUUUCUACUUGCCUCUAAUUGUAAUGGUCGGUGUAUAUGUUCGGAUAUAUAUCGCUGCGAGGAAGAGGUCCCGUCGUGGAUUGAAAAAACGAGGACCAAAUCGUGGACCGCCCCCAGAACUUCAUAAAGAUAAGUCAACGUCUACUUCGAGUAGUACAGGAACCCCGCAAGUCUCUCGAAACAACAACAAAAAUGUAUUUAAACCUCCUGAAAAAAUCAUCGAAGGGGAUGCGAUGUCGUUUGGGAACGUUGAUACAAAAACCACGCAUGUUGACGACCAUACGCUACGAAAUAACGCAGAUGGAACUCGAAUUCCUCAAAAAUGUGAGAAAGACGAUGUAAAUAAAACGAAUCAAGCCAUGGCGGUAUCCGCUGCUUCAGCGACAUCUUUACCAACGUCUCCCUUGCUCUCAAAACUCGGUGAUGGUCAUGAAGAAGAUACAGACAGUACUGUUAUAGCAAACAGAAAUAGGCAAAACUCGAUAAAAGUAGUUCAUAUAGAUAAUAAAGAGGGCAGUGUCAGAAGAGCUGUUCUUGAUAUUCCUCACAUUGAGGUUGACGAUGCUAGUUGUGAAUUAUACAAGCACCAUGACGGACAUCACAAUAAAAAGCACGCAGGCUUGAUAGCUAACAUUGGGCAUUUUGUAAGAAAAUCAUCUAUCACCCAUCAACGUAAGAACUCACAAAAUGACGCUGAACGCCAGCGAAAACGAAUAGCCAGGGCAAAGGAACGCCGUGCCAUAUUAGUUCUAGGGAUUAUAAUGGGGUCAUUCAUUUUCUGCUGGUUCCCGUUCUUUACGACAUACCUAAUAUGUACUCUAAUGCAUAUUCCUCCGCCUGGUAUAUUUAAGGUCUUCUUCUGGGCAGGUUACUUUAACUCCGCCCUGAAUCCUAUUACAUACACUGUUUUCAAUAAAGAUUUCCGCAAUGCAUUUAAGAAAAUACUUCUUCCAAGAAGACGAUAUAUGUGAAGAUAAUACCAGGUAACGAUGUGAUAACAAUUGUUGGUUGUACGACUUUUACAUUACAGUAUGUUGUUAAAUGUAUACAUAUAGAUAAACUGAGAAAAUCGAGUUACUAUUUUCGUAAUGCAACAGUAGACAAACUUAUUUAUAAUUCGAAGACAUUAAAAUAGUAAAUGUCGGGUUCGGAUGAUAUUAUUAAGUUAUUUGGAAAGAAAAUGUGUAUUCGACAAACGUAGAGCUACAGAAGAAAAUAGGCGGAAUAUGUGUGUUUUCAAGCACAAAGAUGAAGUAUGAAAUGUACAAACCGAUUGUUCAGAUUGAAUGUAUGUGAAUUGUGUAUAUCAAGACAGCCAAUGAAAUUGACAACGCAAGUUAUAAAAUUAUGAAUUAUA